UCUGACAUCAUCAUCCUACCUUCCAACUUUCAUCAUCAAAAUGCCUUCCAAACUCCAAAAUCUUCUGCUCUUUCUCCUCCUCUUGGCCUUCCAGGAGAUGAUAAUAAUGCGUGGGGAGGCGGCUAUUUGCGAGUCGCCCAGCAAACUGUUUACAGGCCUUUGCUUCAGCGACAAAAACUGCUCCGCCAUCUGCGAGAAAGAGAAGUUCGUAACUGGCCAAUGCAAAUUCUGGAAAUGCAUUUGCAGCAAAGACUGCGGCACUGGUGGCGGCGGCGGAGGCGAUCCAGGUGGCCCGCCCGACGAAGGCUCGCCCGGCGGCGGCGGCGACGAAGGCCCGCCGGAGGGAGGGCCUCCCGCAACCGUGAAGACGCCUGCUGUUAACAGGAAGUCUUUGGUCAAGUCCUGAUUACUGAUUAGUGUUUGUGCUGUCUAUGUAUCCACAGUUUCAAGAGUUUUUAAUAAAAUUUAGGUAAAUUACAAUCAA
Messenger RNA from Sesamum indicum (sesame), 484 nucleotides. NCBI's taxonomy places the organism in Eukaryota, Viridiplantae, Streptophyta, Magnoliopsida, Lamiales, Pedaliaceae. The record is from RefSeq and is a predicted model, not a curated record.